Messenger RNA from Erythranthe guttata (spotted monkey flower), 969 nucleotides. RefSeq names its product axial regulator YABBY 5. Gene Ontology annotation, cellular component: nucleus. NCBI's taxonomy places the organism in Eukaryota, Viridiplantae, Streptophyta, Magnoliopsida, Lamiales, Phrymaceae. Gene Ontology annotation, biological process: multicellular organism development; cell fate commitment. The record is from RefSeq and is a predicted model, not a curated record.
CUUCUGCCCUAGCUGGCUACCCUCUUCUUUUUUUCUUUUUUUCACUUCUGCACAAACAUUAAUUUUCUUUUCAAAAAUUAGGUUUUCCUUUUUAUUUAGUUAUUUAAUUUUAAUAAUUAUUUUAGGCCUUGGUUGUCUUUAUAUAGUUGCAGCAGUUGUGCUGUUCUGAUGUAUAUUACUCAUCUUCAAAUUAAACCAAUCUAGAGAGAGUUUUUAGAGAGAGAGAGAGAGAAAUAUCUUCUUCUUCUUCUUUAUCUUGUUUGUGGGUUAAAUUUAGAGAGAGAUUGUUGAACAGAUCAAUGGCGGAGCAGCUGUGUUACAUUCCUUGCAACUUCUGCAGUAUUGUUCUUGCGGUGAGUGUUCCAUGCAACAGCUUGUUUGAUGUAGUGACAGUUCGAUGUGGGCACUGUACAAAUCUUUGGAGUGUGAACAUGGCUUCUACUUUCCACCCCUUCUGGCCAGAUCAUCACCUUCUUCACCAGGCACCAAACUACAAUUCGAGUAGCGAGUACAAGGUUGACUUAGGUGGCUCCUCUUCCAAAUUGAACAACAAGAUGUCAAUCCAACCCUCCAUCCCAACCAAACUACCCGAGCAAAGAACCGUAAAUCGUCCCCCGGAGAAGAGGCAACGAGUCCCGUCUGCAUACAACCAGUUCAUAAAAGAGGAAAUUCAAAGAAUCAAGGCAAAUAAUCCUGAGAUCAGCCACAGGGAAGCUUUUAGCACUGCUGCAAAGAAUUGGGCACAUUUCCCUCACAUCCACUUUGGACUUAUGUUGGAGACAACUAACCAAACUGCUAAGCUUAAUGAGGGGUCUGAGAAGCAUAAAAUGAGAAGGGCUGCAAUUGUAAACAAGUGAAGAAAUUCAUCAGAGCUUCAAUUCAUCACUAUUUAUUUAAUCCAUCAUGUUUGAAGAAAUUUAAUAUAUAUAUAUAUAUAUAUAUAUAUAUAUAUAUAUAUAUAUAUAUAUA